AUGGCAUAUAUAGAAGACACCGAUGCCCAACUCGUGCUUGAUAAGUAUAUGGAGAAGAAAAACGCCUCACCUGAAUUCUAUUUUGCCCAUGAUGUUGACGAGCUGGACCAACUGUGCCGAAUAUUUUGGGCCGAUCCUAAAGCACGCCACAAUUUCAAGCUAUUUGGUGACACUAUGUCAUUCGACGCCACAUAUGGUACAAACAGGUACAAGUUAGUGUUCGUGCCAUUCACCGGGGUUGACCACCACAAGAAGAGCGUGACAUUCGCAGCAGGACUAAUCGCCCGAGAAGAUGUGGACUCCUACACCUGGCUGCUAGAACACUUCAAGAAGGCAAUGGGAAAAGUUCCGGCAUGCACAGUUACUGACCAAGACCCCGCAAUGAAAGUUGCAAUAGCCAGAGUAUUUGAUUCAACUCGACACAGAUAUUGCAUGUGGCACAUCAUGACAAAGGUCUGCGAGAAGGUAGGGCCAACACUAGCUAAGAGUGAAGGAUUCCUAUCAAGCUUAAACAACGUGGUUUGGAAUGACACGCAAAUAAUUCAGGAAUUUGAAACAGCCUGGCAAACAAUUAUGGUGAAAUAUCAGCUAGUUGAACACAAAUGGUUUACCCACUUGUUUGAGAUACGUGCACAAUGGAUACCAGUAUUCUUCAACGACGUGUUCAUGGGAGGCUUGCUAAGAACAACAUCAAGAUCAGAGUCGGAGAAUAACGUUUUCAGCAAAUGCACUUCCCCCCAUCUAAGUUUAUCAGAGUUCUUCACAAAGUUUGAGAAAGCAAUAUACAAACAACGACACUACCAACUGCAACUAAACGCAGAAAACGAGGGCAAAUUCCCAGAUGUGAGGACACCAUUUUUGAUAGAGCGUCAAGCCGCCACAACGUAUACCAUCGCAGUGUUUUAUGAUGUCCAAAAAGAAAUUGCAGACGCGUGCUUCGCAUCCCAAGUUAUUAAGAAAACAAUUGAAGGAUGCAACAUUCACUUUGAUAUAGAAGACACAGACAAGUCGACACAUUCAGUGGAGUACAACUCUACAAACAGAACAGUACAAUGCACAUGCAAGAUGUUCCACCGGAUUGGGAUACAGUGCAAACAUGUGUUCUUGGCAUUCAAGGCUGCAAAUCUGGACCGAAUACCUAGCCAAUACAUCUUACCACGAUGGUCACGCAAUACAUGUUGGCCCCACACAGAGAUCUACGCAAACAACGACCAGCAUGAUACCCCGGAACACGCGAACGGGAAUACAAGAAUGGGGACCGUAUUUGAUGAGUUCUUCAAGUGUGUCGGGUAUGCAUAUGGUAACAACGAUAAAAUAACAGAGUUGGCACAGCUACUAAAAGCGCACCGAGAGAAAUCAGCUGAAAGCAUAUCCCAAGACAAGCCCAGAGCAUCAAAAACGAGAUCAUACGUAGCUUCUGUGGGUCCACCUCAUCACCAAACAUCAAGGUCCACCCCCCUGCAAUUGCUAAGAACAAGGGUUCUGGAAAGCGUUUCAAGUCAGCAAAGGAGAUUGCAUCAACACUAG
Molecule: messenger RNA, 1527 nt
Organism: Ipomoea nil (Japanese morning glory)
Lineage: Eukaryota; Viridiplantae; Streptophyta; Magnoliopsida; Solanales; Convolvulaceae
Product: protein FAR1-RELATED SEQUENCE 5-like
Exons: 2
Coding region: 1-1527 (508 amino acids)
Biological process (GO): regulation of DNA-templated transcription
Molecular function (GO): zinc ion binding
Source: RefSeq, a predicted model, not a curated record